Molecule: messenger RNA, 2502 nt
Organism: Alexandromys fortis (reed vole)
Lineage: Eukaryota; Metazoa; Chordata; Mammalia; Rodentia; Cricetidae
Gene: Upk3b
Product: uroplakin 3B
Exons: 6
Coding region: 1014-1838 (274 amino acids)
Cellular component (GO): membrane
Source: RefSeq, a predicted model, not a curated record
UGUGGGCUGGGGUGCAGCUCAGUUAGUGGAGUGUUUGCUCAGCAUGCACAAAGCCCUGGGUUCCAUCCCAGCACUGUGUAGACCAGAAGCUGCGGUGCCCACCUGUGACCCCAGCAGCUGGGAAGUGAAGGCAGGAGCAUCAUCACCUUCUGUUACACGGUGAGUCCAAGGCCAGCCUGGACCACAUGAGACUGUCUCAAAAAUAAAUGGACCGGGUGGUAGUGGCACACACCCUUGAUCCCAGAAUUUAGCAGGCAGAGGCAAGCGAAUCUGUGAGUUCGAGGCCAGUCUGGUCUACAAUGCGAGUUCCAGGACAUUCAAGGCUACACAGAGAAACCUUGUCUCAGGAAACCUAAAUUAAUAAAUAAAACAAUUUUAAAACCGCAUAGAAUGAGACUCAAAGGGUUUGCAUAAGUGAAAAGUUUGAUUUGUUCUGUCCUUUCAGAGGUCAAAGUCUUCUCCUGGAGAAGGACGUGGAGGUUCAGAGCUGGGGAAGAUGUGGCUCCUUGGGGCAGAGGCUACACAGAGGGCAGCAGUGUCCCGGAGCUGCUUGGGGCUGGUCAGGGCCAGCCUACCCUAGGCUUGCUCCCUGCUCCUCACUUCCUGGGUGGGGAUGGAUGGUCAGAGGGUGGCUCCUGGCACCCAGGGUUCAGGAAUCUCAGGCAUGUGGUUCUGGGCCCAGAUUGGGGGGAGCAAGGAAUUAGGUGGUACCACAAUCUAGACAGCUAGUCAGCUCAGGGGUGGGGGAGCCUAAAGGUCAUGUGAAGGCCGGUCCUAAAUGGCCCCUCUCCUGUAGUUCUGGCGUGGAGCCCCAUACAGGAGCCCACCUAGCCCCUCCCUGUGAUGGGCUGGACCCGCUGGGAGUGAGAAGGGGUGAAUUCAUAUUUUCAAGUUUUUCCUGCUCUCCUGGCAGCCCAAGGAAGCAGCAGCUGUAGGCCAGAGGUAUUGGAGGUGGGGAGUAGCAGGACCAGCCCCUGAGCCUGCCUCUGCUGUCUGUAAGUGCUGUGACAGCCAUGGGGCUCACCAGGAGGCCGCCUCAGCCUCAGCCUCUGCUCCUGCUGCUGCUGUGGCUGUCCCGAAGCCUGAGUCUAGACCUGAUUCCCUAUGAGCCGCAGAUAACAGCCUGGGACCUGGAAGGGAAGGUCACAGCCACCACCUUCUGUCUGGAGCAGCCUCGGUGCGUCUUUGAUGAGCGUGCCUUAGCCAAUGACACCAUCUGGCUGGUGGUGGCUUUCAACAAUGCCUCCAGGGACUUCCAGAACCCACAGACCUCUGCUAUAAUCCCGACCUCACCACAGCUACUGACUGACGGCUACUAUAUGACAUUACCCCUGUCCCUGGGUCAGCUGCCCUGUGAGGGUCUGGCAAGUGGCAGUGGAGGUGUCCGUGUGCUUCGAGUCGGCAAUGACUUCGGCUGUUACCAGAAGUCCUAUUGCAAUGCUCCUCUCCCCAGCCAGGGGCCAUACAGGGUGAAAUUCCUCCUGAUGGAUGCCAGUGGUCCACCCAAGGCUGAGACGAAGUGGUCCAAUCCCAUUUAUCUGCAUCAAGGGAAAGCCCCCGAUUCCAUUGACACGUGGCCCGGUCGGCGGAGUGGCUCCAUGAUUGUUAUGGCUUCCAUCCUCUCUGCCCUGGCCGGCCUUCUGCUCCUGGCCUUCCUGGCAGCCUCCACUAUGCGAUUCUCCAGCCUGUGGUGGCCCGAGGAAGCCCCCGAGCAGCUCCGGAUUGGCUCCUUCAUGGGAAAACGCUACAUGACACACCAUAUCCCUCCCAGCGAGGCUGCCACACUGCCGGUGGGCUGUGACCCUAGCCUAGACCCCCUCCCCAGCCUCAGCCCGUAGCCUGGUCUCUGCAGCUUGGGCCUGGGUUGAGGGACAGAGAGCAGGGAUACAGGCCCUGUAGGGGGUCUUGCAUCUUCCCAGCCCCUCAUAGCUGCCUGGCUAUUGUAUCCUCCUCUUCUGGUUCUGUCCCUCUGUCUGUAAAUACAUUUGGAGAUGGUGGCGGUCAGGUUGGGGUCUGCUUAACUUCCUUCAUGUAAGGCUGGAGGAGGUGGUUAGUCCGGAAGUACCACCCUUGUCCCGAGAGCCUGGCGCUUUCUGAGGCCGGGACUCGCCAGUGUAAAUGUGUAAAUGGCUAUCAAUGGCAGCUCGGCUCCCUGCCCCAGCCCCUCUACACACAGAGAUGGUUCCCACACUCAGCCGCUCACUCCACAUCAUUUAUCGCGCACCUGCUAUGCGCCACACACAGUGUUAGACAUGGCCUCGGGCAAAGCUGGUUGUGACUUUCGAGGGGUCUGCCUUGCUUUGAAUCUCGGACCGACACCUGUCCAGAUGUGGGAUCUGUUUCUGUUGGGGAGAUGACGUGCCCUCAAAUUGCCCUCGGGGGGGGGGGGGCUGGAGAGAUGGCUCAGAGGUUAAGGCACUGCCUGCUCUUCGGUCUGGUGGCAUCCAUGCAGAUAGAACACUGUAUCCAUAACAAAUAAAUAAAAAUCUUUUUUAAAAAAUU